GCUGAAUUGUUGCAUUCUAACAUUUAGGUCCUCUGCAAUACAAAAAUCAGAGAUAAGUUUCUCUCUGAUCAUCGACACCCCACCGUUAAUCUCUCUGAGGCCUGAGGCGCUCCCUCUCUCUCAUAGCUCAUUGAUCCCAAAUCUCUUUAGCGGGAGACGUUUGAAACCCUUUUCCGCUCAACUGGAUUUGAUAUGCUCCUCUUUUCCAAAGAAUCUACGAAAUUUUUUGGAAAAUUUUACUUGCAGUUCCACUGGGAAGUGUAACCACUAGUAUAUGGACAUGCAAUGCCGCCAACAUAAGGCCCAAUGGCUGAUGAUAUUUGGCUUCUUCUUCCUCUUGAUCUUAACCAGCAAUUGGGCAUGUCAUGCCUUUGCUUUUUCUCCUGACCACCAGGCAAGCAUUGUGGGAAGCGUUGAGAGGAGAAUCUUUGGCUGUUUGCCGUGCUCUCGAGCUUACCUUGCCAUCUCUUAUUUUGAUCACCACGAUAGCCUGCUUGAAUCAGAUUUUCAUGAUUUUUUAGCUCAGGAAUUCGGUCCAGGUGACUUUUGUAGGGGGCUGGCCAAUGAUAUGAAUGUGCUUCGACUUGCAGACCUACACCGUCAUCUGAGCGGUGAAGGUUCUCAUCGACAUCUGGUUUCCACCUUGAGAUUUGUUAACCAAUCAGAUGCUGUGAAGUGGCUUGAUUCUCACUCUUGUGAAGCAGUGGUUAUUGAAAGACUUCCAAUUGGAGUCUUUGCAGAUCCAUUUGAGCUGCAACAUCUUGUCCACCUUAGAGUCUUCCUUGAUGCUGCCGUUUUUGGAGACUCGAAUCUGGAAUUACCCUCUGCUCUGUCCAACAGAUCAAUUGUUGAAAUUCACAUGGAUAUAAGGAACGAGUAUUUGGAGAACUAUGAAACUGCUAUUCAAUUACCACUGCAUGCUCGAUAUCCACCCCUUGACUCCAGUGGUUAUGCAAGGAUCGAAAUAGGCAGGCCAGACUUGUUUGUACGUUGUAGACCAAAACAAUUACAACCAGAGUCCUGCUCAUGGACACUUAAAAAUCUGGGUGCUGGAUAUGCGAAAAAUGUCAUGUGGCAGGUACCUUGUGGAAAUGAGGCACAUACAGGAAUUGUAUCCAGCAUUACUUUUGCUUCAGCACUAACAUGUGCUUUAGUAAUUGUUUUAUCUGCUAUUUAUUUUUCUGGGAGCAAUAAUAUCAAAUGCUCAUAAUGAUCAUUAGCAGCAAUGCUUUUUUAUGUUAUUGGAUGCCUUUUUCUCUACCCAGUUUGUUAAAUUUGUAUUGAAGGUUUCUUCGUGAUCAUUAGUAUAAAGAAUAUUUCUUCUUUGUUUUA
Molecule: messenger RNA, 1332 nt
Organism: Elaeis guineensis (African oil palm)
Lineage: Eukaryota; Viridiplantae; Streptophyta; Magnoliopsida; Arecales; Arecaceae
Biological process (GO): GPI anchor biosynthetic process
Cellular component (GO): endoplasmic reticulum membrane
Source: RefSeq, a predicted model, not a curated record